Messenger RNA from Perognathus longimembris pacificus (Pacific pocket mouse), 2413 nucleotides. RefSeq names its product diphthamide biosynthesis 2 (gene Dph2). The coding region runs from base 308 to 1771 and encodes 487 amino acids. The transcript is spliced from 6 exons. Gene Ontology annotation, biological process: protein histidyl modification to diphthamide. NCBI's taxonomy places the organism in Eukaryota, Metazoa, Chordata, Mammalia, Rodentia, Heteromyidae. The record is from RefSeq and is a predicted model, not a curated record. Gene Ontology annotation, molecular function: 2-(3-amino-3-carboxypropyl)histidine synthase activity.
UGCAUCACUCCCUCCACCGAGGCACUUUGGCCUCGCUCAGCACAGGCUGGACAUUGGUUCUCUGUGCGAGGCGGUGAUUGGAAGAUGCUAACAGUGCUGGCUUAGGAUUGGUGAAGCUGCUAUAGGCCACGCCUCAAGCCCGGAAGUGCUCGCCGCACAGGCCCAUGUGUAGUGGAGAAACGCGUGUGGAGGGAAUGCUUCUCCAUCCUUCAACGAAUCGUCUCUGCCCCCACCCUUCCGAGACCUGUUUUAAAGACACCACCCCCAAAACUACCCCCGCUGCAUCUUGCCACUCAAGCCGUGUCUAAUGGAGUCUACGUUCAGCAGCCCUGCGGAGGUGGCCCUGCAGAGGGAGGCGGGCGUCCCGGGAUUGCGCACUCCAUCUGCGGACCUCGACCGAAUAUACGAGCUGGAGAGAAUUGUGGGAUUUGUCCGACACCUGAAGUGUCAGCGGGUGGCCUUGCAGUUCCCUGACCAGCUACUGGGAGAUGCACGGGCUGUGGCUGCACGACUAGAGGAGAUCACUGGAUCGAAGAUGUUCAUUCUAGGGGACACAGCCUAUGGCAGCUGCUGUGUGGACGUGUUGGGUGCCGAGCAAGCUGGAGCUCAGGCCCUUGUACACUUUGGCCCUGCCUGCUUAAGCCCCCCAGCCCGACCGCUGCCUGUUACCUUCAUCUUUGGUCAACGCUUUGUGGCUUUAGAGCUCUGUGCCAAGGCUUUUGAAGCCCAGAACCCAGACCCCACAGCACCUGUGGUACUGCUGAGUGAGCCAGCCUGUGCCCAUGCCCUGGAGGCCUUGGCCACUCUCCUGCGCCCAAAGUACCAAGAUCUGCUUGUCUCUAGUCCAGCUCUUCAUCUGCUGGCUGAGUCCUCCAGUCCAGAGCCUGAGCCUCUGGAGUGUUUUGGGCGCCACUUCCCUCUUGCCCCAGGGAGACGACUGGAAGAAUAUGGUGCUUUCUACGUAGGAGGUUCUGAGGCCACCACUGAUCUUGACCCAGACCUGAGCAGGCUGCUUUUAGGGUGGGCACCAGGGCGGCCCUUCUCUUCCUGCUGCCCAGACACAGGACAGAUACAGGAUGAGAGUACACGGGCUGGACGGCUAAGAGCACGAAGGCGGUAUCUGGUAGAGAAGGCCAAAGAUGCCCGCGUGGUAGGGCUGCUAGUAGGCACACUGGGUGUGGCCCGGCAUCGUGAAGCACUGGCACACUUGCAGAACCUGACUCGGGCUGCAGGCAAACGUAGCUAUGUGUUGGCCCUGGGACGGCCCACCCCUGCAAAACUUGCCAACUUCCCUGAGAUGGAUGUCUUUGUGCUGUUGGCCUGUCCUCUGGGUGCCCUAGCACCACAUUCUUCUGGGAACUUCUUCCGGCCUAUAUUGACACCAUGUGAGCUGGAGGCUGCCUGCAACCCUGCUUGGCCACCUCCAGGCCUGGCUCCACACCUCACACAUUAUGCGGACUUGCUGCCUGGCUCUCCUUUCCAUGUGCCCCUCCCACCACCUGAGUCAGAGCUGUGGGAAACCCCAGAUGUGUCACUCAUUUCUGGGGAGCUCCGACCCCCACCUUCUCGGAAGUCAUCUGAUGAUCCUGGGUGCUCUGCCCUGACCCCUCGGCCCCCACUGCAGCUGGCUGAGAGCAGUCCUGCAGCCUCAUUCCUUAAUUCCCGGAGCUGGCAGGGCCUAGAACCACGCCUGGGUCAGACACCUGUGAAAGAAGCUGUGAGUGGAAGACGGGGGAUUGCCAUUGCCUAUGAGAAUGAGGGAAGCAGUUGAUACUGUGGGACCAGACACACAAACUUAAGAGUCUCGAUUGGGAUUUUUAAUGCUCCAAGAUCCUUGAAGAAGCCUGGAUGGAGAGUUGUCAGUAGUCCCUCACUGAUCCAUGUCCUCUUCUGGUACUGAGAAGCUCAGCUCACACUGGCUUAGUAAAUGCCUGUUGUUUGAUGGGGAAAAGGCUUGAGGGUUUCGCUGAGGCCUUCUGGGCCCAAAGACCUUUAGCCAAUUACAAUUCUUCAUCUACAGGUGAGGGUCUGCCCUUGUUAAGGGACAGAUGUGUUAGAUGGUUCAAAGCAGGUUUCUCAUCCUAAGCACUGCUGACAUUUUAGACUGGGUAAUGUCUCCAGACAUUGGGAAAUGUCUUUUUUUAGGGACAUAACUAGCAGUAGUUAUGCCUCUACUGGUCUAGGACUACACUGUCCAGAAUAACAUUCACUGGACACAUGUGGCCAUUUCAAUUUAAAUAAAAUAUAUUAAAACCUCCAUUUCUCAGUCACACUAAACCUAUCUCAAGUACUCAAAUAACAGCUAGCAGACAUCCCUGUUGCAGAAAGUUCUCUUGGAUGAUGCUGUUCUACAUUGACUUAAAACUUGUUUUCCCAGGGACAUCACAGAAACUCAAAUAAAACAAAUACUUUU